Messenger RNA from Xenopus laevis (African clawed frog), 5019 nucleotides. RefSeq names its product chondroitin polymerizing factor L homeolog (gene chpf.L). The record is from RefSeq and is a predicted model, not a curated record. The transcript has 4 exons. Bases 859 to 3162 code for a protein of 767 amino acids. Gene Ontology annotation, molecular function: acetylgalactosaminyltransferase activity. Gene Ontology annotation, cellular component: Golgi membrane; Golgi cisterna membrane; Golgi apparatus. NCBI's taxonomy places the organism in Eukaryota, Metazoa, Chordata, Amphibia, Anura, Pipidae.
GCUCAGCUGAUGAUGUAAGUGUAGGGGGCGGUGCUUUGAGGUGACACGUCAGGUGGUUGCUGGGAGCCUCUGGGUGAAGAGGAGGAAGGAGAGUGAAUGGAAUUGUUGGGAGACCGGGCGUGCGGGAAGAAGCGGUGUAGCAAGGAGACCGGCCUGUGGGGCUGGAAAGAGAGACGAGAGCAAAGUGAAAGCUGCUGAGGAAAGUCACGUAGUGCGAGGGGUCGGGGUACCUGAGAGACCUGGGAAUUGCAAGGGGAAACGUGAGUGAAGUAGUGUAGCCUGGCACAUAGAGAACUCAACAGAUCGCAUCUUGGGACAGAGAGAACUUGGGGAAACGCAGUUCUGGGAAAGUGAACUGAGUGGGUUGAAUUUUUUGGGGGAGAGGAAUUGAAAAGAAUUCCAGUUUGGGGGUAACCGGGAAAAGUGCAUUUGUUGGGUGCAGAGAGAAGUUGUGGGUAAAGAGCAUUGGGCAGGAUGCUUUAUUGGGGGCACAAAGUGAAUUUUGCAGGUAGAACUGAGCACUAGUUUGAAGGGAGGGAGAGGAGCAUUGGCUACAGCAAAAGAGGAACCUGGUUUUGGGGGGAAAUACUGGGAAUAAUGUCGAUUCUAUUAGUAAAGGUGAAGCUUUAGAUGACAGGGUACUAAGAGAAGGGCAGCUAAUAGGGAGGCAAAGCAAAUACCCUGCCUGGUAUUUAAAUCAACCCCCCCCCAGCUCAAGUUUGGUAUUUCCGAGAUCCUUGGACACACUGUUGAAAUGACUAUCCCACACUGACAAUAGAAGAACAUUCUUCUGCCUGUAGCUUGGAGCCUGAGGCGAGUGUCCUCGGAGCUGGACAGUGCAUUUGGACCUGGGCUGCAAUGAGACUAUCUAUGUUUCUGUCUCUUUUUCGGCCCGUUGGGCCCGUGGUGGUUGGCAUCUCAUUAGGGUUCACUCUGAGCUUGCUAAGUGUAACAUGGGUGGAAGAGCCGUGCGGAGGCCUGAGGUCCGGUGGGUCUGGAGCCAUAUCCGAUGCAAUUCAUGACAGGAGUAACGUCAAUGCAGCAAGGAAGCCCAAUUCAGUCCCCGCUGGCAUGGAAAAUGCUGAGAACUUUGAACCCAGGAUAAUUCCGUACAUUCCGCCGGAUCCGCAGAAAGUUCAGAAGAAACCAGUCCGGUCUCGGUACAUAAGCACAGAACUUGGCAUCAGAGAGCGCCUCUUUGUGGGGGUCCUGACUUCCAAAACUACUCUGAAUACUUUGGCUGUUGCAGUGAACCGGACACUUGGCCACCGACUAGAAAAAUUGGUGUACUUCACUGGCAUGCGUGGGCGUAAACUGCCCCAUGGGAUGUCAGUGGUGACCCAUGGAGAUGAUCGACCCAUUUGGAACAUGUAUCAGACCAUGAAACACCUGCUGGAUCAUUAUAUCCAGGAGUUUGACUGGUUUUAUCUGGUGCAGGACGACACGUACACAGAGGCUCACCGUAUCUCUCGCUUGGCUUCUCACCUCAGCAUAGACGCAGACCUGUACCUAGGGCGGCCAGAGGAGUUCAUUGGGGGUGACACUGAGGGGAGGUAUUGCUACGGAGGAUUUGGUUACCUGCUUUCACGUAGCCUUCUCAGAAAACUGCAACCACAUCUGGAGAACUGCCGAAACGACAUCCUGAGCGCUAGGCCCGAUGAGUGGCUGGGGAGGUGCAUCAUUGAUUACACCCACAUUAACUGUGUGGAAGAGCACGAGGGUAUACAAUACCGUUACUUUGAGCUGAGUAAGAAUGCUGACCUGGAGAAAGAAAAUGACCCACGAUUUACAAAUGCUUUCACUGCUCAUCCUGUGCUGGAUCCUGUGCAGAUGUACCGGCUGCAUAAACGCUUCACACAUCUAGAGCUGGAGAGAACCUAUCACGAGAUUGAGCAGCUGCAGAGGGAGAUACAGAAUACCAGUAGCCUGUCAGUGGAGGGGGAACAUUCUGCCACAUGGCCCCUAGGAAUCAAUUCUCCCUUCCAGCCACGGACGCGGUUUGAAGUCCUACGCUGGGAUUACUUCACGGAGGACCAAACCUACUCCUGUGCUGACGGUUCUCCAAAGUGCGAGCUGAUUGGAGCUGACCUUGCAGACGUCACUGAUGUCAUAAGCACGGCAGUGGAUGAACUGAACCGCAAGUACCAGCCUGUGUUACACGUGCGUAAACAGCAGCUGCUGAAUGGCUACCGGCGCUUUGACCCUACGCGUGGAAUGGAGUACACCUUGGAUUUUCAGCUGGAGUUGGUGACUCAGAAGGGACAUAGUCGCUCUAUCACCAAGCGUGUACACCUUGUGCGUCCACUCAGCGAGGUGGAAAUUAUCCCAAUGCCAUACGUGACUGAAGCCAGUCGCAUCAACAUCAUCCUUCCUCUAACGGCACGAGAUCGGGAACAUGCAGCUCGUUUCCUCCAGGCCUUCAUAGAUAUUCAAGGCAACGAAAACUCCCUUCUGACGUUGCUUUUUAUUUAUGACCCGUUCCAAGCCCAGCAGGUCAGCCAGAAUGAUAUAUUUGGCCAAGUCAAAAGUCUCAUUGCUGAAUAUGAGCGAAAAAACCAUGACCUAAAAAUCCCAUGGAUCAGUGUAAAGACUGAUGCACCCUCCCAAAUCCGAUUAAUGGACAUCAUCUCCAAAAAGCACCCGGUAGAUACGCUAUUCUUUCUGGCUGGUGUUGGCAGCCACUUGAACACAGAGUUCCUCAAUCGCUGCCGCAUGAACACCAUCAAUAACUGGCAGGUCUUCUUCCCCAUCCACUUCCAAGGCUACAACCCUGAAGUGUCGGAGCAUGGUCAGCAGUCUCAUUCUGCAACACUGGAACUUUUGAGAGAUGCCGGGCGGUUUGACAGAGAUGUGUUUGAGGAGUCCUGCUUCUACAAUGCCGACUACAUGUCUGCCCGUUCCAAAAUGAGUGCCGAUGCUCAAGAAAAUGAAGAGAUCCUGGAGAUGUUGGACAUUUAUGAGAUGUUCAUCCGGUACUCUGGACUCCAUGUCUUUCGGGCUGUGGAACCAGCGCUGCUUCAGAAUUACCGAUCAAGGUCUUGUAACCCGCGGCUCAGCGAGGAGAUUUAUCACCGGUGCAUUCAAAGCAAUCUGGAGGGUCUGGGGUCUCGAUCUCAGCUUGCCAUGCUGCUGUUUGAGCAAGAACAGGGUAACAGCACUUGACCUAAGCUUUAGGUUUGACUGCCUCAUAUAUUGCAUCAUGGUCAUGGAGGGAUUUUAGACUGCCUGCAGGACUCUGAUGUGUUAAAAAUUAGGGGCAGACGCCCCACAUUUCCCCUCUUUUAGCACAAUCUUUGACUGAUCUUGCUUUCUAUCCAUGACACUUAGGAAACCAAAACGUUGUCGGACGCGAGGGGAUAUUCCCUUCAGCAAUGACUGUCAGAAGCUCCACAUUCCAUUGGUUGUGUGUGUACGUACGUAUGUAUGUGUGCUUGUUAUGAGUGAUACCCCAUUGCCCCCAGACUUACAAGAACAGACUCCACUCCGAUACUAACAUGACGGACACUGAUUUGAGGAGAGACUGGGUUUUGUGUGCCCUCUUCUUCACAAUUCACGGAUCUGUGAUCCUGGGAAAGCAGCAGGCUUGGCGCUUGACCUGGAACAGCCACAAUGUCUCAUUUUUUUAUUGUUCAGUAGAUGUUUUAAUUGACUUUAUGAAGUAGAUUCUAUUUAGUCUCUUCUGUAGCAUUGUCUGUUUUACCUCUGAUAUCUCUGUUGUGUGGGGCUGAUGAUCUCUGUCUGUGUUAUGUAUAUUAAAGUGGUACUCGCCCAACUCUAUGGCAUCUCUUCCCGUUGCAGCUGCUGCGGAGUUGUGACAUUUUUAAAGUCAAUAACAGGUUAUAGGGGUGGGACACCUGAUAAAUGAAGUUUAAGAAUAUAUUUAUUUAAUUCCUCAUGCUACAACCAUUGUAGGUUAUAUUGUGCAGCCAGUUGGUACCAUUAACUUAAUGACUCCAUGACAAAGUGAGUGAGCCACUUUACGGAUACAACCAAACCAUAUAUCUAAUUAGGGGUUAUAUUUCAACCAUGGGGUAUUCAUUUUGCAGGUAUAUAGUAUGUAUGUAUGUAUGUAUGGGAGCUGCCAUAUUGUGCUCCCCAGAAAAUGACUCUUUUGACAUAACUAAUAUGGCAGCUCCUACAUGCAGAUAUACAGAGAAAGCUUCUGUACGUACCAUAGCCAAUGCCUUUAGGUGCAUAGAAUAUAUCCCUUACUUGAAAAUGUUUAUGCUGUAUUUUCCAUUUAAAGAUCAUUUAACCCCUAGACUAAUACUUGUUUAAUUUGAUUGCAAAAAUGCAGAACUGUUGUGUACAAGUUCCCAUAUACAGCAGGUUAAUUUACACCAUCCCUGAUUCCCAUUGAAUUAACCUUCCACCACACAUGCAAAUCAUGCAAAUAGGGGCACUAUUUUGGAGCUUCACCUGAAACUUCAGGAAGAAAGGGAGUCAGCCCAAUGGAACCCAGGAAGUGGGCUUGGGAAAUCAGGAGACUCGUUCUGCAUACAGGGCUGCUGUAGCUGGCAGUUGGUACAGCACCUCCGUUCAUUAAUGCCAACAACAUAACAUGAAGUUUAUUUGGGUUCCUAUUUUAUCGUACAGACCCCACUGUUCAACACUACCAUAUGUAUAUAUGUGCGUCCAUUGUCAUGUGUGCGUGUGCGCCAUACGGCUAAACCAUUGUUUUGUCAGAACGUGAUUUCUUUUUUUUUUCGGACACUUUCUAUUUGUUAUUUUUUUUUUAAUCUCACCACUGCAUAGCGUCUGGCAGUAAAGAGGAUAAUCAGAAAAUAUUUUAGAAUAAGCAUUGGGGGGGGAGUACAUGUGAGAAUCGCAAUUCCAUGAUUGGGGUGAAGAUGAAGUAAUCAGAGGAGACUCUUUUUGUAUGGUAAAUUUGAGACCCCGCAGGCGCCUCUCAGAAGCAAAUUGUUUUUAUAUUAUAAAUAUAUUUAAUGUUUUCCUUUUAUUUGUUUUUUUUUGUCAUCGAUUUAAAUAUUCUACUUUAAUAAAAAUGCAGGAAAGUCA